Messenger RNA from Cherax quadricarinatus, 7132 nucleotides. It is a transcript of the gene dop, whose product is annotated as microtubule-associated serine/threonine (MAST) protein kinase dop. The record is from RefSeq and is a predicted model, not a curated record. NCBI's taxonomy places the organism in Eukaryota, Metazoa, Arthropoda, Malacostraca, Decapoda, Parastacidae. Gene Ontology annotation, biological process: peptidyl-serine phosphorylation; intracellular signal transduction. Gene Ontology annotation, molecular function: ATP binding; protein serine/threonine kinase activity; protein binding.
GUGGUAGCUCCAGCCACGGUCCAGGGCCGUGCUUCUCCACUCUGCACGUCUCGCACACUCGUCUCCAACGGCAACAGCAUCACCAACACUCCAGUCAAUUGUUGUUGUAUGGAUCUACCACUGAUGGAGUAUGCGCGCCGUAGUUCUACGUUUGGAAGCUGCGUUUAACCUCCUACCGGAGUUCAAGACCGAACCAGUGUCAAAGGGACAUACCUCUCUAUCCUUCUAAAUUCAGGGGCAUCGCCCCUAAAAUCUAUGGGUUGGUGUGAAUAGGGAAAGGUUGGAUGUGUGGGUAAGGGUGCCGGAUAAUCCAUCCUCCGCCACCUGUCUUCCUUCACCAUGAUACCAGUUACAGUGUGACAUACACCCAUCUCUCCCUCCUCUCUCCAUCACAAGGCCUCCAUAAUGGCUCUUGGACUCUCCUUCCGGUGAUGGUGGUGGGCGGCCGGCCCUCCCCGGCACCCACCCCAGUGCUGGCACCCCCGCCCAUCCGUGCCCACUGCAUGGGGGGCACCUGGCACCACUACCACCACCACCACCAGCAGCACGCCAGCUCUACCCCCGCCACGCCCAUGGCCGCCCACACGCCCACACUGCCGCACGGACCCUCGCCCUUGGUGCGGUCAGGUUCAGUGCCAGGGGAGGUGACAGAGGCACAAGAUCACUUACCUCCCCUGCGUCUUCCUCGCGCCCCUGACGCAGAGUCGGUAGCGGUGGGCCUGGGUGUGGGCGUGGGCGGGGGUGGGCGUGGCAUGUCUCGCUCUGUGUCGGACUCCACGCUGCGGCAGGCGGCGUCGCGUGCGGCGCUACACCUGCCGCUACCAGUCACCUCCCUCAUGCACUUCAAGAAAGAGCUGAGUUUGGUGCGUCGUGGUACUCGAGUACCAGGUCAGAGGAAGAGCUUCAUAGCCACUACCUCUCCAACACUGCCACGAUGCCACUCUCCUCUCAGUCAGAGUAGUCCUAUGGAAUCCCCGCGGAACAUGUCCCCACUCCAACACUUCGCUUUCGCCCCAGUGAAGAGUCGUGACGGGCGCCGCUGGUCUGUGGCAUCCUUGCCCUCCUCUGGUUAUGGCACCACACCUGGCUCCUCUAACGUCUCUUCACAAUGCUCCAGCCAAGAAAGACUCCACCAGAUAGGGGGACAAGUGGGUGUAAGUGGUGGUAAUGGAUCAGUAGGUGUUGGCACUCCAUCCAACGUAGGUUCUCCAGCUGUAGAUGAAGUUCGGCAUGCUCACAUGCGCCAUUUUUCCUCUGGGGAGAGUAACCCCUCCAUUGACGAAGAUGGCCGCCGUUCUCCAAUGAAUCGACCACGAUCACGGUCUUUGAGCCUGGCCUGGCUGUGCAUCUCCACACUUGAUAGUCCAAUUCGAUCUCCAGUGGUAGACAACGAGAUUGUCAUGAUGAACACACUGUACAAGGAACGCUUUCCCAAGGCCACACAGCAAAUGGAGGAGAGGUUGAACACAUUCAUUGAAGCCAACAGAACUAUUGAAGUGCAAGGAAGCUCAGAUAUUGCCCAAGAUGGUGUGGCAAUUGCUCGUUUUGUCCAUCAUCAAGUCAUAGAACUGGCUAAAGACUGUCUCCAAAAAUCACAAGAAAAAUUAAUAACAAGCAGAUACUUCUAUGAGCUCUCGGAGAACUUAGAGAAACUAUUGUGUGAGACCCGCGACAAAUCCCCCGAUGCUGCCGCACAUCUCACAUCUCUAAUCAAGAAGCUACUGCUCAUUGUAUCUCGGCCAGCCAGACUCUUGGAAUGCUUGGAGUUUGAUCCAGAAGAAUUUUACCAUUUACUCGAACAAGCCGAGGGCCAGGCUAGAACCAGCCAAGGCAUUAAGACUGACAUUCCUCAGUAUAUCAUCACUAAAUUGGGCCUUAAUAGAGAUCCCUUAGCUGAACUGAGUGAUGACCUGGCAGGGGAUGGAGAUGCAGAAGACAGCACGGGAAGUGGCACAAGCGCAGCUAGUGGUGUAACCACACGAAAAACUUCAAAUUCAGAAUACUCCCCGGGACAGUCUUCCACCUACUCCUCAAGUCCUCCUUCAAAAAGCUCUCCAAAAGAGGAAGAUUAUGAAAACCUUAAACUUAUUUCUAAUGGAGCUUAUGGGGCUGUUUAUCUUGUUCGACACAAAAUUAGUAAAGAGAGGUUUGCCAUGAAGAAGAUCAGUAAACACAACCUUAUGCUCAGAAAUCAGGUGGAGCAAGUUUUCAACGAACGCGAUAUAAUGAGUUUCACCGAUAACCCCUUUGUGGUGUCCAUGAUAUGCAGUUUUGAAACGAAAAGACAUUUGUGUCUAGUAAUGGAGUAUGUCGAGGGUGGAGACUGUGCCACUCUGCUUAAGAAUAUGGGACCUCUUCCACCAGACAUGGCCAGAUUUUACUUUGCUGAAACUGUAUUAGCUGUUGAAUACUUGCACAGUUAUGGUAUUGUACACCGGGACCUGAAGCCAGAUAAUCUAUUGAUCACUGCUCUUGGACACAUCAAGCUCACUGACUUUGGUUUGAGCAAGAUGGGCUUGAUGUCAUUGGCAACUAACCUAUACGAAGGCUACAUUGAUAAAGAAACUCGGCAGUUUUCUGAUAAGCAAGUGUUUGGUACCCCUGAAUAUAUUGCUCCAGAAGUUAUAUUAAGGCAAGGGUACAGCAAACCUGUGGAUUGGUGGGCAAUGGGAGUUAUUCUCUAUGAAUUUCUUAUUGGGUGUGUCCCCUUCUUUGGGGAAACACCUGAGGAACUCUUCGCACACACAGUUAAUGAUGACAUUGAAUGGCCAAGUGAAGAGGAUUGGCCAGUGCCAAGUGACGCCAAGGAUCUAAUCACUGCGCUGCUUCACCACUCUCCACUGGACCGGCUGGGCACAGUAGGUGGUGCCAUGGAGGUUAAGGAACACCCGUUCUUUAUCUACAUCGAUUGGGAUUCCCUUCUGAGAAUGAAGGCAGAAUUUGUGCCGCAGCUGGAUAAUGAAGAGGACACAAGCUACUUUGAUACACGACUGGAUCGGUACAACCAUGAGCUGGAGGAAGACAGUGAAGAGGGAGGUGAAGGAGGAGCAUUUCCUUCUUUCUCCUCUUGCUCUCCAAGAUACCAUAAGUUUACCUCAUCACAGUCUGCAGAUGCUUCCCAGUUGGACUCCAGCUUCCAGUUACAGAGGGAGACGUCGGGCGAGGGAGGGCAGGAGGUGGAUAGUGGGCGGGGUCUUGUGUCCCGCGGUGACUCAGGUCAUAGUGACCAGUCAGAGUCGUCUCGAUCCACCCUCGAGUCAUCCACUAACACUCCCGAUAAUGAAAACCAAGACCUUCCUGUUACACUAGAUGUGAGUGGCAGUAAAUUAGAUGGAGGCCCUGUGUGCCAGAGUACCCCAGAAUCAUCGCAGACUGAGAGUGAGGAUGUCUCCCCCCAAGUUCAGAGGAGAAGACGUCUCCAUUCUCACUCGAGAGAUUCUCUGCCGCGAUUCUCUAUUUCUGGGGAAGAGGACUGGUUAAGCAUGGAGAGUGGAAGCUUAAGAGAGUUGUCACCAGUGGAUGAGAAGCCUGGAGCUUCAGAGAGGUUACACAUGCCUCGAGUCAACGUCCCACCGGCAUCGCCAGCCUUUAAACACAGAACUCGUCAGGUGAUCAAGAGUGCUUCAGCAUCAGGCUUGUCUUUAAUGAUUCCUACAGAAGAUAGCAUGCCUCAGCCCAUACAGUCUCCAGGAGGCUCUAGUACUGCCUCGUCUCGUGAUGCUUCUCCUUCCAGGGAAAUUUCCCCUCUUGUCAACUCCCUCAAACCUCCUACAAUUAUCCGCCGAGGUCCGCAAGGCUUUGGCUUCACUAUCCGAGCCAUUAGGGUUUACUUUGGGGACUCAGACUAUUAUACUGUGCAUCACUUAGUUAUGGAUGUUGACCAGCGUAGUCCAGCGUUUGAAGCAGGUCUGCGCCCUGGAGACUUGAUUACGCACAUUAAUGGGGAACCCAUCCAGGGCAUGUUCCACACCCAAGUUGUCACACUGCUUAUGGGUUCCACUGAUCAUGUAUCCCUAAGAUCAAUGCCACUGGAUCAAACUUCUAUAAGAGCAGGUGGCCGUAAAAGGAACCCUGGAGCUUCAAAACUGGCGAAACGUUUGCCUGCCAAGCACAGGAGGACAAAGAAGGACUCUAACAAGGGACGUAAAACGUCUCUCUUCCGGAAAGUCUCCAAUAAGCGUGUUUCUGCUGAAAUUCAACAGCUGACUACCCCUCAGUCGGCUCCUGUUUUCUCUCCUGAUUUUGUGCCUCAGUUCUCGCCUACUUUGCUUGCUGCCUCUGCAUCGCCACCAAUGUUAACGCCAAGUCGAAGCUUCCAGUCUCUGAAUCGCUCUGUUUCCUCUCAGGACAGCAUCCCCAGCUCCCCAACACGCUGCAAGUCUCCUCAUUCACCUCCUACUGCAAGACUCUUCUCCCCAUCUGUGGAACAAGUUCAGAGUCCCCUCAAUUCCUCUGGAUCAUCAUCACCAACAUCCUCUGUACCUAACUCUCCAGCAGGCUCAUCAACACUUCAUCAGCGCCCUUCAUCCUUGCAUGUUGUUAACCAUAAAGUAACGAAUGUGAAAAGUUUCCGUUCGCCUAAUAGACGGAAAUCGGUUGGGCAUAUUCCCCUUUCUCCUCUGGCUCGCACUCCUUCCCCUUCUCCUUUACCAGCAUCUCCUACUAGAUCCCCCUCACCUUUGGUUCACAAUCAUAAUCACCACCAUCACCAUCAUUAUCAUCAUCAUUGUCCUGGUUCCUCCAAUACUACUCAGACUUACUCUCCUGGAUCAUCUCUAACUCCUGGACCAGCCACAAAAAAAUGCUUAGGAAGACCCAAAAGUGCUGAACCUGGCUCUCCGUUGCUCCGUCGAGCACUUUCACCCGAUCGUCUUCAUCCAAGAUCAGCUGAAGCAAAAGGCACAACAACCAUCAGCCCUCUGGCUACGCCAUCUCCAAAAUUAGGAAAUAAUCCACCAAGACUAACCGUAACAUCACAGUCGCCUCCUAAUUACGAGACGCCAACUGUUGUUCGAUCAGUUGCUCCAACAUUGCUCACCCAGCGCUUCUGCAGUGCAGUCAGUAUUCCACCAACCCUUCCAACAAGCACUUUGGAAGAAGCCCCAGAGGAGCUAGAUUCACCUGAGAGACAGGAAGCAGCACGAACAAAUUUUUGUGAAGGCCCCCAGGGAGGCAGAGGAUCACUGCCAGGGACCAACAGUGUUUGCUGUGGGGGCGUAGGAGUUUCAGGAUCGUGUUGUGAAGAACGUUCUCAACCAAGCAUACCUACAAGAAGCAGUCAAGGUUACCAAAUGGUUGAGAGAAGAGGCAGUAAGGAUCUUGUAGAGGGACGAGAAAAGCAUCGCAGUGACAGUCGUGGUCGCAAAGACAAUAGGGAUUUGAGGAGAGAAGACAGUAAGCGAGAAUCUCGUCGUACUGCACAAGAGAAGCGGGAGCUGUUCAAGGCAGGCAAGGAAAAAGAGGGUACCUCCUAGGGUUGGCCCACCGCUGGCCUGCCUGUAGCUCCAAGUGGCACAGAUUUGUGCCUUCAACACUUGUGUGUAUUUUGGGCAGGACCGCGGCAUGCCUUCUCCGAAAAAAAGUAAGGAGACACCUGCAGCCUGUGAUGAUAUCUUCCCUUUCUUUCUGGAUGAAUCUUAAAAUAUUAAGUAUAGUAGCUAAGCUACUGAAAUCAUUCCUGGUGAUUGUUGGUAUGUGUAAAGUUGUGGAGUUGUUGUGAUGCCACAAGGCAUGGUUGUGUUGCUACUAUUGUGAUAAUACAGAGACCAUGACAGUCUCAAGCUUUAGUGUCUAAUAAAGUCAUCCAUACUUAGGCACUUGCAUUCUUUGGUCCCUGUCAUUUUGUAAAUACUUUAAUGUAAUAUGUUUCUUUAUCUCAAAGAUUUUUACGUUUUUACUUACAAAUUUAGAGUUGAAUGUGUUAUAUUUGCAGAUUAUGAAUAUUAAUGUAUGUACUCAUAUUCAUUUGUCAUGUUCAUGGAAUUUUUCCAGUACUGUGUAUAUUUUGUCCCUCAUUGUCAUGUUGCUGUACACCCUCAAAGUUGCCAUGUUGGAGUUGUUUUCUGGAAGUUAGGUUUUUAAACAAUUCACUUUCCAGUCUGCUACCCUCAGGUUAUAAAAGUACAGUAAUUUAAAAUAAUGAUUAAUAUAAUAUUCAUGGAAAAGCGCUAAAUCCAUAGGGGUUUAUACAGCGCCUGGGGAAUGGGAGGCAGUUAGGCUUGAACCAAGGAAGGGGAGAGUAGCUCCAAUGCCUUGGAUCAGAAGUCCAAUUCAAAAUAUAAAGUUGAUGGCUGUGGUUUGGUGAAGCUCUUGGUGACAUUGUGUUCUGCUUGUGAUUUCCUGUUGUUGAAAGAUGUAUUUGUGUACUUAAUAUGGAAGAUGUUUUUGCCACUACAUCCCUGGGCUGGGUGCCUGCCUGCCUGCCUCACUAUGUGCAUAAGCAUUGCAUUUCCAUGGUAGCAAACUAUUGGCCCCUUAGUUCAUAUUGUAAGGCACCAUUGGCACUUUGUGUAUAGCAUUAGUUGCUUGAGAUUCUUUAGCAUUAAUUCAAAGUUAAGGGAAUUUGAAGAUUAGAACAAAAGUUUUUAUGGGUGAAAAUUUAGUGAAGAACCACCUUACUAUGUGGGUUUUGAAAAACUUGUUUUAUUGUAAAAGUCACCAGACUUACCUGUAGGUCAUGUACAAGAUGACUUAAUGUUUUUAUGGACACUAACUAAUGCUUCCUUAAUGCAUUUGUCAUUAGACCUUGUUGAUGGUCAGGUCAUGUUUGAAGCUUUUAUCUAGCAGUAGAAAGUGACACCAGUCUCCCAUUAGAUAGCUGUGAGGAAAAUUUGUAUAUUGUGUAGAAACCAUUUGUAAAGAAGAAUCCUUAUUUUCCAUGUAUAGUGUUUGUAGUUUAUCAGUUAAUGAUAUUUAAUUAUGAUUUUCAAAAUGUGGUUAGUCAGUGCAGUUUCUCUGCUAAUGUUAUUCAAUAGAGCAGUUAAUUAAGAGACCAGUGGUCACAUCUGUCUCGCUGGUUUAAUGUACAAGAGGUCUUCCCUGUAAAGCCCAGUUAAUGGAUAGACCAAUAUUAUGUAUAAAAAAUGUAAGGUUAUAUAUGGUAAAGCACUGAAAAAUACAUGUAUAUUAUUUU